Molecule: messenger RNA, 1978 nt
Organism: Botrytis cinerea B05.10
Lineage: Eukaryota; Fungi; Ascomycota; Leotiomycetes; Helotiales; Sclerotiniaceae
Exons: 5
Coding region: 304-1458 (384 amino acids)
Biological process (GO): exocytosis; vesicle fusion; intracellular protein transport
Cellular component (GO): endomembrane system; SNARE complex; plasma membrane
Molecular function (GO): SNARE binding; SNAP receptor activity
Source: RefSeq, a predicted model, not a curated record
GGGAUCGAGAGGAAAAUCGUAAACACUCAUUUCGCUCUCUUCGUUCUUCGUCCCUUUCUUCUAUACGACACUCUGUAAUUAAAUGCACCGUCUUGCUGCACCUCUUCUGGACAGACCUUCAUCUCUCGACUUCUCUUUGUAUCAUCGUUUGCCAUUAUCCGUAGCAGUAGCAGUAGCAGCAGCAGUAGAAACUUCAACCCGGGCAAUCGAGGAAAUUUGGGCAAUUUAGCAGCCACACGCACACGGGAUCCUUUCGUUAAACCUGACGCUGGGUCGUGUUUAGGGGUCGAACCGUGUUGGAAAAUGAGUUACGGAAACAAUUACGGCGGCGGUAGCAACCCGUAUGCCCAACAAGCAUCGCCAGGCUACCCUCAAUCACCCCAAUACGACAAUGGAGCAGCGAUGGGACGAGACUCUUACGGUGGACAGAAUGUUGAAAUGGCGUCGUUAGCACAAAAUGGAAUGCAACCUGGAGAACAAUCCGAUCCGAAUUACAUUCUUAACGCAUGUCGCGACAUCGAUUAUCAAAUUGAAGCAGCCAAUGAAUACAUCAACGAGUUAGACAGACUGAAGAACCGGGUCGGAAAUGAGCUUGACCAAGGCGUAAUCGCUAGAGACCUUGCGGGAAUAGCGAGCGAUUCCAGCACUGCAUUCAAAGGUAUCAUCAAUGAGAUCUCUAGGCUCAAGAGAAUGCCCGAGUCAGGGAGCCCAAGAAACCAACCGCAAAUUGGUAGAGUCCAACGCAAACUCAAGGGAACUAUGGAUCAAUACAAGGCGAAGGAAAUGGCUUUCGAGCACGCAGUUAGAGAUCAGAUGAGACGAGAAUAUAGAAUUGUCAACGCCGAGGCCACUGAGGAGGAAGUCAAUGCUGCUGUACCAAAUGCAGAACCACAGCAAAUGUUUCAACAAGCUUUGAUGACAAGCAACAGACAAGGACAAGCCAACACAACUUUGAAUGCUGUCAGACAAAGAAAUGAGGCUAUCAAGAAGAUCGAGCAAGAUAUUAUCCAAAUCGCAGAACUGUUCUCGGAGAUGGAGAACUUGGUUGUACAACAAGAAGCUGCUGUGGUCAAUAUUGAAAUGAAGGGCGAAGAAGUUGUCGAGAAUAUGGAUAAGGGAGUUCAACAAAUGGACACGGCAAUUGUCAGUGCGAGAUCAAGAAACAGAAAGAAGUGGUAUUGCUUAGGUCUUGUUGUCAUCAUUGUUGCCAUUAUCGCAAUCGUCUUAGCUGUACACUUCACCAGCAACAAAUCAGACGACAGUAACAAAACUGCUGCCAAGAGAGCAGUUAUUCCAGGUACCGACUUCACUACAUCAGAUAGACUUGUCAUACCAGGAGCAAGCUUCGUAGAAUCAAGAAUGGUUGUUGCAGGCAAGGACUGGAGUGAAGAAAAGGCGGUCGUCCCAGGUGCGGAUUUUACACCUGUGGUCAGAAAGUGGAAAAAAUUCAUCGCAUGAGUGAGAUGAAUUCUGAAUGAGGGGGAAAUGAUGUUUGUAUAUGGCAGGUCCAGUUGCGCUCUUGAUGUUUCGGUUUUCUUUUGUCUUUUCUGCGAAUAUGCAUGUGGUACGGAACUCAUAUCAAAUGAGCUGUGCAUAAAUAAGAUUUGGGCGUAUAUGAUGACUUUCCAGUUCAAGGACUGAAGAAGAGUAGGAAAGAGGAAAGGGGUAGGAAGGGGAAGAUUGUCCUUUCUAACACAAGCACGUUGAGAUGAGACGUGCCUCGAUACAAAAUAUUUCUUUGUGUAAGAAUAAUAGGUUCAUAUGGGAGGAAAAAUUAUAUACCAAACGUUACUUUACUUUUCUCUAGUUGCAACAUCCAUCAUGUUGCUUUCAUUCGCUUCGUUUGAUCUAGGGGUUGAGGAGUUUUCCGUUUCCUUAGUUUUGAGAGGAGAGAGGUGGGAUUGAUGUUUAUAUAGAAUAUUGUAGUAUGGAUUUUAAUAUACGGUAGCUUUUUGUAAUGAAUCUUAUCUGAAACUUA